ACAUGUCAUCACUAUCUCCCCCUCCAGCCCCAAAUAUUCCCCCCCACUAUGGGGCAGCAGGAUCUGGACGGAGCCUUCGAGCUGGGGGUCCUGCGCACCCCCAAGGGGCUGCUGCUGGGGGCUGAGCUGAUGCUGUGUGGAGCAGUUGUGGGGCUGCUGGCCCCCCCUGCACCUCCCACACUGGCCCCGGCACUGCUUCAAGCCCUGGCAGUGGCAGCAGCCCUGGGGGGGCGGCUGCUGAGGAGCCCCCCACGCCUGCCUCAUGGCUAUGGGUCCUGCCUGGACCUCCUCCGGGCUGUCAGUGGGACCAUUAUCUUCCUCGUCGUGGCUCUGGUGGCCCUGGCUGCUUCCCGAGAUGCCUUGGCUGCCACCACCUUCACUUUCAGCCUUAUCCUCUCCUUCCUCUUCGCCUUUGACGCCUUUGUCACCUACCGUGCUGAGGUGGCCCCAGCGGUGGUACAGGACCCUGAUGUGGACUCGACAUAAUUGGAAACACUCACCCAAAGUGAUGUCCCAUAAUUCCUCUGUACCCUGCCCCAGACCCCCCACAUAACCACCGCGUAAAGCCCCAAUUGCCCAGUGUUGGGCACCAGUUAAACCUCUUCCACCACUGA
Molecule: messenger RNA, 614 nt
Organism: Pezoporus flaviventris
Lineage: Eukaryota; Metazoa; Chordata; Aves; Psittaciformes; Psittacidae
Product: CKLF-like MARVEL transmembrane domain-containing protein 5
Exons: 5
Coding region: 49-486 (145 amino acids)
Cellular component (GO): membrane
Source: RefSeq, a predicted model, not a curated record